AUGUUGACGGCACUGCUCCUGCUGGCAGUGCUUCAGCUAUGCCGCAGUGAGUGUAAUGGCAAGUGCGGGACAAGCAGCUACGGCUGUGCAAACAGCUCUUGUGACAGCACUGAUGGCAGCUAUGCAGUAGGCGCCACCUAUGCCGAAGGCUAUGCAGCUGCUUUCCUUCAACACCAUCACGAGCUGCUGAAACGCUCUUCGAAUGCCUCAAAGGACAAUUCUGAAGUGCUGGAUCGUUUUCUCUUUGUGAGCGGGCCAUGGGAUGAGGCCGAACUUCCAGAACCAGCGCUGCUGAAUGCCGAGUGCCGUGGAAUUCUACAUUCGAAUUGA
Messenger RNA from Durusdinium trenchii, 330 nucleotides. The record is from the annotation of a GenBank genome assembly. Lineage: Eukaryota; Dinophyceae; Suessiales; Symbiodiniaceae.